CACCCACCUCCAUUGUCGCUGCGCCUGGACUUUGUUGGAGGCUCUAGAGACUGUUUUCCGUACCAAACACAAAUAUCGGACCCAAGCAACAGUUGCAAUUCUGCCUCACUGGUAUGGCGGAGUCAGCAGACUGCCGGAUCCUCGUCAUCUCCCCGAACGCGGAACAAGCGCGGCACUUCAUACAACGGGUUCAGGGGCUCUCUGGAAGUAGCACACAGACUGUCCCGUCACCUUCGGAAAGAACGGACAAUGUCUUUCCUUGGACCAUCGUGAACAGGUACUACACUGCCGACGUGCACUUUCAGAUAAGGGCAUUCAGUGAGUUCCGGAUACCUCACGCGGAUGGUGUUCCGGCAGUUGUGUACGUUUGGGAACGUGGACAGUCAUACAGGGACCACAUCGAAGACAUAGCGUCUAGGCUACGAGAUCAUGACCCGGAGGUGUCCUUGGCGGUUCGUUUCUCGGGAGACGCCCCGUCCAGUGUCUCAGAGGAGGACGGCUUGGACGAGUUUCUUUCGUCGCAUGGAUUUGAGUACAUCGAGGGCGAUCGAGAACCGCGCCGACCGACACACGAUGAGGACAAGCAUACGGCAGACGACGACACUGGGAUCCCCGGUCUUUCGCGUGUGCUCGACGCCCUGAGUACCAUCAUGUGGCCUUCGCUCGUCCAAUCCGAGUCUACCCGCACACGCAAGAGUCGUGCGCGCGAACUGCUCGACUGGGCGCGAGACGAGGAAGGCGACGACGGCUUGCGCGCUCUCAUCCCAGGCUCUGCCUCAGCAGGCGACAUAUCAUUCUCCUCUGACGCUGACGUCGAUGGCCCGGAGCCCAGGAAAAGCCGAAUGCAGCGCGAGAUGGAGGAGCUCGAGCGGUGGCUUGCGGACGAGGAUAGGGAGCGCCAAGCAGCUGACGCGCAGGCAUGGAUAGCCGUCGAGCGCGAUGUGCCGCUGCAGUCUUCAGCAUGGCAAGAUAUGCCGACACCGAGCAUCCGUACACCGACGGCAGAGACGCUUACGCUCGGGUUCGACGAUGACUUCACGGAGUUUGUGUCCGCUCCUUCGCCUGCCGUCUCUGCACGGUCACAUCACUCUGGACUUGACGUCGACCACCUGAUACCCCAGCAUACGGGCGCAUCAUAUCGCUCGCUCGCGUCCGUAUCAGAUUUCGGUGGCGAAGGUGAACACAUGUUUGUCCCGGACAUAGACGAAUCGGCCAUUUCAAAGCCAACCGAAGAUGACCCAGACCUCCCUUCCCGCGCAGAGGUCCUAGCAACGUCGCGUAGGAUCUUCGGUACGGAGCGACCUGCGCCUUCCCCGCCAACCUCUGCUCCUCCGAUGUCCUCGCACGUUACGGACGAAUCGCACUCGUCUGACCACGAUGACGAUGAUGACUUCGGGAUGUCUGCGUUCGACUUACCGCGGGUCCUGAGCGCUCUCCAGGGCAUGAAAGAGGAGAUCGCGGGUAUGACAGAUGAUGCGGAGCGGAGGAAGGCUGCGGCCAGGGUUGCUCUGGGGCUUGUCUACGGCCUGCAAUUGGACGGUGCGGAUGAUUGAAAUCAAUGGUGACGAGGAUAGAGUGACGUUGCGCGUAGCGUUUGUAGUACAUGCGCUCGAUGUGGUACGUUCGAGCUGAAGCUUAAAGCUUGAGGGAUCCCAUGCGGUUCAUGACCAUAAGUUACAGUACCAUGGCCAUGUAUUCCUUAUUCACACGUGCGCCUGGCCCUAAUCCGCAAGAUUGCAAACUUCA
Molecule: messenger RNA, 1746 nt
Organism: Fomitopsis serialis
Lineage: Eukaryota; Fungi; Basidiomycota; Agaricomycetes; Polyporales; Fomitopsidaceae
Exons: 4
Coding region: 114-1553 (479 amino acids)
Source: RefSeq, a predicted model, not a curated record